Messenger RNA from Adelges cooleyi (spruce gall adelgid), 930 nucleotides. RefSeq names its product oligosaccharyltransferase complex subunit ostc-A-like. The record is from RefSeq and is a predicted model, not a curated record. Gene Ontology annotation, cellular component: oligosaccharyltransferase complex. The transcript has 4 exons. Lineage: Eukaryota; Metazoa; Arthropoda; Insecta; Hemiptera; Adelgidae. The coding region runs from base 377 to 826 and encodes 149 amino acids.
GCGAGGUGUGUAAGAGGCGCACUGCGCAGUCCAUUUCUUUAUAGAUCCAUGAUCAUAAUGGCCGCCACAGACACAAUUUCAUCGGCAUCGGCAUUGUAAAUGGUCGUCCACUAACUAGUAUAAACCUGUGGUUACGAGUCAAUUAAUAUUGAUAACAUUUUCAUAAACAACAACACCGUAGCUGAUCAGAAUGCCGGAUAUCAUUUUCUCGAUAUUGUAUAAUUCUUCUAUACUAUUGUUAUUUUUUUUUGCUUGUGAUUUCGAUUGGAGAAAUUUUAAAUUUCUUGACGACACACCGGUCGAUGAUAAUUCUGAAUAAUAUUAAUAAGUUUGUAAACAAGAAGUACAUUUUUUAACGUUUCUACAUGAUUGUAUAAUGGAAUAUGUAUACAAUUUACCAUUUCAAGUCUUAGAAGUACCUAAUUUGCGUUUGAAACGACCGUCAUGGUUAAAAAAACCGUCGGCUAUGUUCAUGUACGCAAUAGUUACAAUAUCUUAUUUUUUAGUUACUGGAGGAAUCAUCUACGAUGUGAUUAUUGAACCGCCUAGUGUUGGUUCUACAACUGAUGAAAAAGGUCAUUCCAAGCCAGUCGCUUUUAUGCCGUAUCGUGUCAACGGACAGUAUAUCAUGGAAGGAUUGGCCUCCAGUUUCCUUUUUAAUAUUGGAGGUUUAGGAUUCGUUAUUUUGGACCUAACCAAUAAUAAGUCAACGCCCAGAUUAAAUAAGACUUUACUGACUGCGGUUGGAUUUGCGUGCAUCAUAGUAUCUUUUUUUACAUGCUGGACAUUCAUGAGAAUGAAAUUGCCUGGCUAUUUGAAAUCAUAAAUUCAUCAUCAAGUGUAUAAAUAUACUAAGUCAUACACACGUAUCAAAACAAUAUUGAACAAUACAAAUACUAUGAGCUAGCUUUAAUCCUAAUUAUAAAACAA